Lotus japonicus is the source of this 1911-nucleotide messenger RNA. RefSeq names its product organelle RRM domain-containing protein 1, chloroplastic. The coding region runs from base 267 to 1499 and encodes 410 amino acids. NCBI's taxonomy places the organism in Eukaryota, Viridiplantae, Streptophyta, Magnoliopsida, Fabales, Fabaceae. Gene Ontology annotation, biological process: mitochondrial mRNA modification; cytidine to uridine editing; transmembrane transport. Gene Ontology annotation, cellular component: mitochondrion. The record is from RefSeq and is a predicted model, not a curated record. The transcript is spliced from 14 exons. Gene Ontology annotation, molecular function: transmembrane transporter activity; RNA binding.
ACAAGGCUAAAGUGUUUGCUAUGCUUAGUCUUAUUGAAAAAACAACAAAAGUCAGCUUCAGCUAAUGAGUUAAGCAUGUGGACAACCAGUGUGAUCCUCUUGGUGUCUUGUUCCUGCCACGCUCUUACCACAGCCCACAGGAUCGAUCAUUCCAUAGUUCCUCCUGCUCACACUCAUAUAAAUUAGUCAUCCUCCUAAUGUUCAGUUUUAAGCAAAACCACUUUGUUUGAUGCAAACAAGUCCAUCUGAUUCUGAGGUGCAUAAACAUGUCAUGGUGGAGUGGGCUCAUUGAGCUGAGGCCUUUGUUUCACUUGCUGUUUCCCCUUAGCAUCCAUUGGAUUGCUGAGGAGAUGACAGUUUCUGUUCUUGUUGAUGUCACAACCUCUGCCUUGUGCCCUGGAGGGUCAACUUGCCCCAAAGUUAUUUACAUCAAUGGGCUCCAACAAACGAUUGUUGGAAUUUUCAAAAUGGUGGUACUCCCACUACUAGGUCAGCUUUCAGACGAGCAUGGCCGUAAACCUUUGCUGCUCAUUACCAUGUCCACCACCAUAUUUUCUUUUGCUGUACUAGCAUGGGACCAAUCUGAGGAGUUUGUCUAUGCCUACUAUGUGCUGCGCACAUUUUCAUAUAUAAUAAGUCAAGGGAGUAUUUUCUGUAUAUCUGUUGCCUAUGUGGCAGAUGUUGUCAAUGAAAGCAAAAGAGCAGCAGUUUUUAGUUGGAUUACUGGUCUCUUUUCUGCUUCACAUGUUCUCGGGAACGUGCUGGCUCGGUUUCUUCCUGAAGAGUACAUUUUUGUGGUUUCUAUAGCACUGUUGACCUUCUGUCCUGUUUAUAUGCAAUUCUUCCUAGUUGAAACGGUGACACCGGCUCCAAAAAAGAAUCAAGUGUCAGGUUUCUGCACUAAAGUUGUUGAUGUUCUUCACAAAAGAUACAAAUCUAUGAGGAAUGCUGCAGAAAUAGUAAUUUUCAGUCCUACAUUAAGGGGCAUGGCUCUUGUUUCCUUCUUUUAUGAAUUGGGAAUGUCUGCCAUAAGCAGUGUUUUGCUGUACUAUUUGAAAGCUGUUUUUGGUUUUAACAAAAACCAGUUCUCAGAACUUCUAAUGAUGGUGGGAAUUGGUUCAAUAUUUUCUCAGAUGGUGUUGCUCCCAAUACUAAAUCCUAAGGUUGGAGAGAAAGUGAUACUCAGCGCUGCCUUACUUGCAUCCAUAGCAUAUGCUUGGCUCUACGGAUUAGCAUGGGCACCCUGGGUACCAUACUUCAGUGCCUCAUUUGGCAUUAUCUAUGUCCUUGUGAAACCCUCUACUUAUGCUAUUAUUUCAAAAGCAUCAAGCUCAACCAAUCAGGGAAAAGCACAAACAUUUAUCGCUGGGGCUCAAUCUAUAUCUGAUUUGCUAUCACCUAUUGCUAUGAGUCCAUUGACUUCAUGGUUUCUGUCUAGCAAUGCUCCCUUUGAUUGCAAAGGUUUUAGCAUUAUAUGUGCAUCUGUCAGUAUGCGCUAGCAACUAGCAAGUUCAUGACUAUUUUUGUAGCUCCAAAAUGUUUCAGUUACUCUUCAUAAUCAGGUUGCGGAAACAGAAAAUGAAAAGCUCAAAGAAAACCUCCAGGAUGAAAAGAAUAAAAACAUAGAGCUAGAAAAACAGAUGAUCAAAUUGAAGGCACAAUGUACUUGUUCAUCAAUGGUUGUGGGUCCUGGUCAAUUGAACCAAUAGGUCUCCUCGCCAACUUUACUUGUUUGAUUACUAAAGGAGAGAUUGAGAGCGAGUGUGCAUUUAGUUGGGGUAGUUAUGUUCUUUUUACCACUAUUGAAAUCAAAAUAAGCAACAAGAACAUCAUUUAGCAAUUCAACUUAAAUGUCAAAUGUUGGUUGAUAUCUUCGUCUUUGUGAUAUGUAAUGUCCUUCUUUGGAUGACU